AUGUUUCGUCGCCGUGCUUCAAGACGCCUCCCCUCACGCGUCGUGCUCAUCGCCGUCUUUCUCACAACCCUCUUUCUAUGGCGUCAAUUAUCGCACCAAAGCGGCGUGGUGUUUGUAAAGAGCUCUUUUGACUGGUCGACCGUAGGGCUUGUUCAUCCGCCGGCGGAUGUCAAGCCUUUACCUAUUGGUCACGCAAAGCGCAUGCCGAGAAUCCAAGCUGAGAAGGGCAAAUUUGUUAAGACGGGGGAGACUGAGAAGAGGAGAGAUGCUGUGAAGAGGGAGUUUAGGAGAGGCUGGGAGUCGUAUAGGUUGAAGGCCUGGGGGAGGGAUGAGUUGAUGCCGCUGACGGGACAGGCGAAGAAUCCAUUUGGCGGGUGGGCUGCUACGUUGGUUGAUGCGCUGGACACCCUUUGGAUAAUGGAUCUGAAGACGGAAUUCAACGAAGCUGCGAGUGCGGCUGCGGCGAUAGAUUGGGGGAAAACAGACGAGAAAGCAGUCAAUCUCUUCGAAACGACAAUUCGACAUCUCGGCGGUCUUCUCAGCUCAUAUGAACUAAGUCGCGAACCAGCAUUACUGCAAAAAGCCACAGAACUCGGAGAAAUGCUAUACAUCGCCUUUGACACGCCAAACCGACUCCCUGGUUUUUGGCUCAAUUUCGAUGAUGCGUUAAAGGGCAAGCAAGUUGCCGGUAUUCACGACCCUUCAGCCUCACCGAGCUCGUUGGUCAUGGAGUUUACCAAGCUCUCACAACUAACCAACGAUCCCAAAUUCUACGACGCGACAGAUCGCGUAUCGCGGUUCUUACUCAGGAUUCAGAACAGUACUCUUUUACCGGGAAUAUGGCCCAUGUGUCUUGACUUCCAGAACGAAGCUGUGCACGAUAACACGUUUUCGCUUGGUGCGCUGGCUGAUUCUCUUUAUGAGUAUCUACCCAAGAUGCAUGCCCUACUCGGUGGGUUGGACGAGAACUACGAAAGCAUGUAUCGCACGGCGGCGGAUGUUAUUAUCAAGCAUUUGCUCUACAGGCCUAUGCUGCCGAACCAAGAAGAUGUUCUGUUUUUAGGCGAUGCUAGGGUCGGUGAGAAGAUUGAGUUGAGCACAGAGAGCCAACAUCUUACCUGCUUCGCAGGAGGAAUGUUUGCACUCGCUGGGAAACUCUUCAGUAUCGAACAACACGUUAAUAUUGGGAAAAGACUCGCCCGAGGGUGUGCUUGGGCAUAUAGCGCUUUUCCGACCGGUAUAAUGCCCGAGAUCUUCGAUCUAGUAGCCUGUCCGACCCUCUCACCCUGCGAAUGGAACGAAACGCUCUGGAAGCCGCUAAACAACCAAAAACUCCCUCCCGGGUUCCGCCACGCGCGCGAUCCACGAUAUAUUCUCCGGCCUGAAGCUAUCGAGAGUGUGUUCAUCAUGUAUAGACUCACGGCUGAUCCGAAGUGGCAGGAUAUGGCGUGGGAUAUGUUCCAGGCUGUUGUGAAGUAUUCGAGCACUGAGCUUGCGAAUGCAGCUGUUGAUGAUGUCACGAGUACGGAGACGUCGAAGACUGAUUCUAUGGAGAGUUUUUGGUUCUCGGAGACGUUAAAGUACUUCUACCUGAUCUUCUCAGAACCGGAUUUGAUCAGUUUGGAUGAGUAUGUGCUGAAUACGGAGGCGCAUCCUUUUAGAAGGCUUUUAAGUCGGGAUUAA
This is a messenger RNA of Fusarium fujikuroi IMI 58289, 1683 nucleotides long. Its product is annotated as related to alpha-mannosidase. Gene Ontology annotation, molecular function: calcium ion binding; mannosyl-oligosaccharide 1,2-alpha-mannosidase activity. The coding region runs from base 1 to 1683 and encodes 560 amino acids. Gene Ontology annotation, cellular component: Golgi membrane; endoplasmic reticulum. Lineage: Eukaryota; Fungi; Ascomycota; Sordariomycetes; Hypocreales; Nectriaceae. The record is from RefSeq and is a predicted model, not a curated record. Gene Ontology annotation, biological process: N-glycan processing; carbohydrate metabolic process. The transcript has 2 exons.